Elephantulus edwardii (Cape elephant shrew) is the source of this 2034-nucleotide messenger RNA. It is a transcript of the gene KCNC3, whose product is annotated as potassium voltage-gated channel, Shaw-related subfamily, member 3. The record is from RefSeq and is a predicted model, not a curated record. Gene Ontology annotation, molecular function: protein binding; delayed rectifier potassium channel activity. Gene Ontology annotation, cellular component: dendrite membrane; neuronal cell body membrane; voltage-gated potassium channel complex. Gene Ontology annotation, biological process: potassium ion transmembrane transport; protein homooligomerization. The transcript has 4 exons. The annotation marks the transcript as partial. Lineage: Eukaryota; Metazoa; Chordata; Mammalia; Macroscelidea; Macroscelididae.
AUCGUGAUCAACGUGGGCGGCGUGCGCCAUGAGACGUACCGCUCGACGCUGCGCACCCUGCCGGGGACGCGGCUGGCCGGCCUGACGGAGCCCGAGGCGGCGGCGCGCUUCGACUACGAUCCGGGCUCGGACGAGUUCUUCUUCGAUCGACACCCGGGCGUCUUCGCCUACGUGCUCAACUACUACCGCACCGGCAAGCUGCACUGCCCGGCCGACGUGUGCGGGCCGCUCUUCGAGGAGGAGCUCGGCUUCUGGGGCAUCGACGAGACCGACGUGGAGGCCUGCUGCUGGAUGACCUACCGCCAGCAUCGCGACGCCGAGGAGGCGCUCGACUCCUUCGAGGCGCCCGAUUCUUCGGGGGCCGCCAACGCCGGGAAUGCAUCGGGCGGCCACGAAGGCCUGGACGACGAGGCGGGCGCGGGCGGCGGCGGCCUGGACGGCGCGGGCGGCGAGCUCAAGCGCCUUUGCUUCCAGGACGCAGGCGGCGCCGGGGGACCACCAGGGGGCGCGGGCGGCGCGGGCGGCACGUGGUGGAGGCGCUGGCAGCCCCGAGUGUGGGCGCUCUUCGAGGACCCCUACUCAUCGCGGGCCGCCAGGUAUGUGGCGUUUGCCUCUCUCUUCUUCAUCCUCAUCUCCAUCACGACCUUCUGUCUGGAGACCCACGAAGGCUUCAUUCACAUCAGCAACAAGACGGUGACGCAGGCCUCCCCGAUCCCCGGGGCGCCCCCAGAGAACAUCACCAACGUGGAGGUGGAGACGGAACCCUUCCUGACCUACGUGGAGGGCGUGUGCGUCAUCUGGUUCACCUUUGAGUUUCUCAUGCGGAUCACCUUCUGCCCGGACAAGGUGGAGUUCCUUAAGAGCAGCCUCAACAUCAUCGACUGCGUGGCCAUCCUGCCCUUCUACCUGGAGGUGGGCCUGUCCGGCUUGAGCUCCAAGGCCGCCAAGGACGUGCUGGGCUUCCUGCGCGUGGUGCGCUUCGUCCGCAUUCUUCGCAUCUUCAAGCUGACUCGCCACUUCGUGGGGCUGCGUGUGCUGGGCCACACGCUGCGCGCCAGCACCAAUGAGUUCCUGCUUCUCAUUAUCUUCCUCGCGCUGGGCGUGCUUAUCUUCGCCACGAUGAUCUACUACGCCGAGCGCAUCGGCGCCGACCCGGACGACAUCCUGGGCUCCAACCACACCUACUUCAAGAACAUCCCCAUCGGCUUCUGGUGGGCCGUGGUCACCAUGACGACGCUGGGCUACGGAGACAUGUACCCCAAGACGUGGUCGGGGAUGCUGGUCGGGGCGCUGUGCGCCCUGGCCGGGGUGCUCACCAUCGCCAUGCCGGUGCCCGUCAUUGUCAACAACUUUGGCAUGUACUAUUCGCUGGCCAUGGCCAAACAGAAGCUGCCCAAGAAGAAGAACAAACACAUUCCCCGGCCCCCGCAGCCCGGCUCCCCAAACUACUGCAAGCCCGACCCGCCCCCGCCGCCCCCGCCCCACCCUCACCACGGCAGCGGGGGCAUCAGCCCCCCACCGCCCAUCACCCCGCCCUCCAUGGGGGUGACUGUGGCUGGGGCCUACCCGCCGGGGCCUCACACGCACCCGGGGCUGCUCAGGGGGGGAGCGGGCGGGCUCGGGAUCAUGGGGCUGCCUCCUUUGCCAGCCCCUGGGGAGCCAUGCCCGUUGGCCCAAGAGGAGGUGAUUGAGAUCAACCGGGCAGAUCCCCGCCCCAACGGGGACCCAGCAGCCGCCGCCCUUGCCCAUGAGGACUGUCCGGCCAUCGACCAGCCCGCCAUGUCCCCGGAAGACAAGAGCCCCAUCACGCCGGGAAGUCGGGGCCGCUACAGCCGUGACCGAGCCUGUUUCCUCCUCACCGACUAUGCCCCGUCCCCUGAUGGCUCCAUCCGAAAAGGUUACGAGAAGUCCCGCAGCCUGAGCAGCAUCGCGGGCCUGAGCGGGGUGUCCCUGCGCCUUGCGCCCCUUGCCACGCCCCCUGGCUCUCCCCGGGCCGCCCGCCGCGCUCCCCCAACCCUGCCCUCCAUCCUUUAG